This is a messenger RNA of Pyricularia pennisetigena, 966 nucleotides long. RefSeq lists its product as uncharacterized. The record is from RefSeq and is a predicted model, not a curated record. Gene Ontology annotation, molecular function: Rho GDP-dissociation inhibitor activity; protein binding. Gene Ontology annotation, biological process: Rho protein signal transduction. NCBI's taxonomy places the organism in Eukaryota, Fungi, Ascomycota, Sordariomycetes, Magnaporthales, Pyriculariaceae. The coding region runs from base 1 to 966 and encodes 321 amino acids. Gene Ontology annotation, cellular component: cytoplasm; membrane; cytosol. The transcript is spliced from 6 exons.
AUGGCUUCCCACCAUGAUGACGAUACGAUGCCGGAGGAGACACAGGGCUAUAAACUAUCUCAGCCCAAGCAGAGUCUGGCCGAGUACAGUCAAAUGGUAAACAAAGCUCGACACCGCUUGGAAAUGUUCUCCACACGACCUCCACCUCCGUCGCUGGACUCUGCUUCACCAGAGACUCAGCCGUUCCGCUCGUCGCUCAGGUUGCCUGCAUAUCGACCAACUGAUUAUGCGCCGCCCGGGCCUGAAGAGCAGCUGCUGCAGCAGGCGUAUUCAUACGAGCCCCGUCUUGACCUAGGAGCAAUCACCCUGUCAACAUUUAUCCUACCCAGCCUCAAGUCACGUCCCAUUCCGUCGGUUAUGAGCCCACUGAAUGUCAUGUUGCGCAUCGACUGGGCCCAUCGCCACCGGGAUCAAAGCAUGCAGCCAAGACGAAACCAUGACCUAACAAAUGCGACGACGACAGAUGCCGGAGACGAGUCCCUGCAGAGGUACAAGCAGUCCCUGGGCCUCGGCCAGGGCAAGGACCUCUCAGACCCCAACGACCCGCGAGUGUGCAUCAUCUACAGCCUAACCAUGGAGUCGCCAGGCCGCGACCCGGUCAAGAUUGAUCUGCGGACUCCCGGCAGCGAGAAAACCUUGAAGGAUCAUCCCUUCAAGAUCAAGGAGGGUGCCAAGUUUACUAUGGUUGCCGAUUUCAAGGUCCAGCAUGAGAUUCUCAGUGGUCUACACUACGUUCAGGUCGUCAAGCGCAAGGGUAUCAAGGUCAGCAAGGACAGCGAGAUGAUUGGAAGCUACGCUCCGAACACGGACAAGCAGCCGAUUUACACCAAGAAAUUCCAAGAAGAGGAGGCUCCCACAGGCAUGCUCGCCCGUGGCCACUAUAACGCCAUCUCUAGCUUUGUUGACGAUGACAAGAAGAAGCACCUGGAGUUCGAGUGGAGUUUCGAUAUCGCCAAGGACUGGUGA